CAGGGGGUCCAGAGCCCAAGAGAUAGUUGCUAUUCGUGCUCAUUGUCGUUGGGACGACGCCACGGUUGUUGUCUCCUCCACUGCGGAUCCUCAGUUGCUGAUCUUCUAGCGUUGCGAGCAGAGCAAACAGAACAUAUCCCAACUGACAGCACGCACAAAGCAUGGGGUGGAGCCGCAAGUUAGCCUCAAGGUGUAUCCACCUGCAGAGGGCGAAGAGCACCGCAGCAACGACCUUCAGGGAAGCUGAGCAGACUCUGGGCAUCAUUGGAGUGCCCUUUGCCAAGGGGCAGGGUAAACAGGGAGUGGAACUGGCGCCGGAUCUCCUCCGGCAGAGCAGUUUGCGUCAGGUCCUGCAGAGCAGUCAUGAUGGCCUGGUGAUACGGGACUACGGAAACCUGCAGUACGCCGUGGACGAGCCCCUUCUUCAGCAGCAGCGAGUCCACUAUCACCACAUCCGCAACUACGCGGACUUCAUGGCCUGCAAUCGAGCUUUGAUUGAGCAGGUGAAGCUAAUGCUCUCGGAGAACUCGCAGUUUCUGACCAUUGGCGGCGAUCAUGCGAUCGGUUUCGGCUCUGUGGCCGGACACCUGCAGCACACUCCGAAUUUGUCGCUGGUCUGGAUCGACGCUCAUGCCGACAUCAAUCUGCACAGCACUUCGCAGUCGGGCAACAUUCACGGGAUGCCCGUGUCCUUUCUGCUGGAGCAGCUCCGAACCACCUGGCAGCACGCCGGCCUCCAGGACAUCGCGCCCAACUGUUUGCCCAAGGAUCAGUUGGUUUACAUCGGACUGCGGGACAUUGACCCCUACGAGGCAUUCAUACUGAACAAAGUCGGGAUACGCUACUAUGCGAUGGAUACCAUCGACCGGGUGGGGGUGCCAAAGAUCAUCGAAAUGACACUGGACGCCCUGAAUCCACAGAACAAGAUUCACGUAAGCUUCGACAUCGACGCCCUGGAUAGUAAUGUGGCGCCCAGCACGGGAACUGCCGUGCGUGGCGGCCUAACUCUACGCGAGGGCAUCAGCAUCGUGGAGGCACUGAGGGACACUAAGCGGGUGCAGGGCGUCGACCUAGUGGAGAUCAAUCCAAAGCUGGGCAGCGAGCGUGACGUGCGCACCACCGUAGAGUCCGGCCUGGAGAUCCUGAAGAGCAUGUUUGGCUACCGGCGUUCUGGGAACUGGAGUAACAUCGACACCGGCAUCCUGGGCCGCGAUUAAAGAGCACUACACCAGCUUGAACUUAUCAAUAUUUAUGUACAACAUUCUCGCCAUAUUUGUGUGUGCUUCAUUUUUUUGUAUCUUAAUGGAAUAAAAAUAUUAGUUUAGAGAGA
Molecule: messenger RNA, 1330 nt
Organism: Drosophila eugracilis
Lineage: Eukaryota; Metazoa; Arthropoda; Insecta; Diptera; Drosophilidae
Gene: arg
Product: arginase-1
Exons: 5
Coding region: 162-1217 (351 amino acids)
Cellular component (GO): cytoplasm; cytosol; nucleus
Molecular function (GO): arginase activity; manganese ion binding
Source: RefSeq, a predicted model, not a curated record